AUGGAUGCCGCCGGGGCUGCCGUGGGUGCCCCGGCUCGUCCCCGUUCGUAUGCUGAUUUGGUGGCGCAAACACCGCAGCCCAUUCCUGAGGUGGAGGUGCCUCUUCGUCCUUUGAAGAUGUUUGAAGGAGUGCCUUACGUUUCCUUUACGAAGGAAGAGAUAGAUCGCUCUGCCCAGCCUUUUAAGUUUUUUUUAGUUUUGAAGUUUCUGCGUAGGCGGCCAUCACUGGACAAUAUUAGAGCAUUUUGUUGGUGGCAUUGGGGGCUGGUUUUUCAACCAGUGAUUUCGGCGAUGGCUAAUCCUAGAUCAGUUUUUGUUUGUUUGUCAAAUGAAGAGGAUUUUAUAAAAGGAUUUUCACGUGAAGCUUUUGAAAUUGACGGUGUCCCAUAUCGUGUAUUCCAUUGGUCCCCUGAAUAUGUUGAAGAGCAAGAACUGGCUUUCGUUCCGGUAUGGAUUUUUCUUCUUGGGCUUCCUCCGAAUUACUAUCAUGAAUCGUUCUUAAGGAAUAUUACGUUACCACUAGGUCAGUUUAUCCGACGAGAUAAUUGCACUCGUUGUGCUACGAGGACGGAUGGUGCACGGGUAUGCAUUAAAAUGGAUAUCUCUAAACCUCCUAUGGACGAAUUCUGGAUUGGUGUCCCUAAUCAGCCGUCAAGCUGGUUGCAGGCUGUGGUUUUUGAAAAGCUUCCUCAGUUUUGUAUGCAUUGUUGCAUGCAAGGACAUAAUUUGAAAAUGUGUUCUAGGGAGCGUACGAAAAUUCAAGGAGGGGAUGGUAAGUUGCGGAAGAUCUGGGGCAGAAAGGAUAAAAAAAUAGAUGGCAAGGCUGGAUGUAGCAAAGAGGUGGGUACGUCUGAGGUCCAACCAACCUAG
This is a messenger RNA of Carya illinoinensis, 870 nucleotides long. RefSeq lists its product as uncharacterized. The transcript has a single exon. NCBI's taxonomy places the organism in Eukaryota, Viridiplantae, Streptophyta, Magnoliopsida, Fagales, Juglandaceae. The record is from RefSeq and is a predicted model, not a curated record. Bases 1 to 870 code for a protein of 289 amino acids.